Molecule: messenger RNA, 4083 nt
Organism: Calliphora vicina (urban bluebottle blowfly)
Lineage: Eukaryota; Metazoa; Arthropoda; Insecta; Diptera; Calliphoridae
Gene: spd-2
Product: spindle defective 2
Exons: 7
Coding region: 73-3948 (1291 amino acids)
Source: RefSeq, a predicted model, not a curated record
UGUUAAAUGUUUCUGUGUUUUAUUAUGAUAUUGUGAAAAAUAUAUUUGCGACUGUUUUAAAUUUCUAUAAAUAUGGAUAAUAGCUCGUACAAAGAAAGAAGCUCCUUACGCAGGGAUGACAAUUCAUUGGGAAUUUUAAACAUGGAUAAUUUAAAGGGUAGAGGAAAAUUUUUUGGUGAUCUAUCAACUGAUUCCUUUAGGAAUGCUAAUAACAGAAGUGGUGGGUCGAUCGAAAAUGGAAGAAUCGUAAAUGAUCGCUUAAAUAAUGAACGAAUGAAAGCAUUAGAGGCUUUACAAAAAUCCCAUAAAGGUGAUAUUUUUAAAAGGCCACAUCCAGUUAACAACAAAGAAAACUCUAAAAGUGCCAUUAAUGUAUCAUCAAAUAAUCCAUCAAUGCAACUAGAUCAUACGGAUUAUGUACCAUUUCGUCGUCCCAAUGCUAUCAAUAUAUCAGAUCUUGUCACAGAUGAAACUAUAAAUCUUGAAAGUAGCUCAUCAUGUCCACCAUCUGCUUCGAAAGAUGUCAAAGUAUCUUUUGAACCAACAGAAAUUACGGGUCGAUCUACUCUCUACAACAAGGAGAUAAAAAAUCACAAAAAUAUGGCAGUGGGCGGAGGAGGUGGCAGCCGUAGUGAUGUUUACAGAACAAAACAUAUAUCGGUCAGUGACAUUCUUGCUUCUUCGUUUGCACCAAAAGCACGCAAUCUCUGUGAAACGUUGCAAAGCAGCGAUAUUACCUUGGAUUCCACCGAUCAUCAUCUGCAAGGUAUAUCGAACGCCAGCAGUUCUUUCACAAGUUAUAAUGGGUCAAGAAGCUUGCCGCGUACCGCAGAUAUGUCUUUGUCAAAGAACACCUGUACUGAGGAGUCAUUUAAUGGUGGUUUUGGAACAUUUUCGUUUAGUACGGCUGGUGCUGGCACCGGUCUGGAUGAAAGUGAAAAUUUUGCACCUGGAGAACUCAUGCAAUCUAAACUAAUCAAUGACGAAAUAUCAUGGGCCCAAGAAUAUGCUGCCAUACCAGCUGCUACUUUAAGUGAACAAGCUAAAGCAAAGGCUUCACGGAAUUCAGAAAUUACCUCAAAUGUUUUUGACACACCUUCAAAUUCAAACUCCAUGAUUGCCGGUGAUCCAAACUUUUCAGUUGGAAAUUUUUUCAACAUGAGAUCAGACAACCUAUGGAAUAUUGUUAAAACCAAAAGUCCAGAUAAGUACCGUACGCCUAUUGCAUUGGUGGAUGAAGAGGACAAUACCGUAACCACAACAACAUCAAGUGAUUUAGAGGGUUCUUCUAAGAUUUCAGUCACACCGAAAAUUGACAAUAAAACGUACACUCGUGUAGGUACACUACUAACGCCAAUAGAAGCGAAAAUGUCAUUGCCAAGACAAAUGACCAGUUCAAAUAGUAACCACGAAAGCAAAGAUUCUGGCAACUCCACGGAUAACUCGUAUCUGCUCAGUAUUUCUGCGAUAGACCGGGCUUUAUGUAAUUUGGAUAUUCCAUCGGAUGCUUCUGGUAUUGGUGUGUCCGAACAAUUAUUGAUGCAAGGUAAAAAAUCCAAGUCAUGUAUGAAUCCGUAUAAUGAGACAGAGAAUUUUGAAAACAAUGCUGAAAUGUUGCGUUCAAAAGGUCGAUCUUUAGGAGCUGACAUUAAAAUGAAUGGUAAUGAGAAACUUAAAGCUGUUGAGGAAAUGGUUUUAGAAAAUAAAGAAAAUCUUGAUCCUGAAACUAAACGUACUUCAGGUGGAGGGACUUUAUCCGAUACCAUGAGUUUUAGUGAAUCGCUUUUAAAUUCGAGCGAUAUGAAAAACUUGCAGCGUAGCAUUGCUCUACCACGUUCACCGUUAAGCCCCAUAGAACUAGGCGCUCCGAAUAUACGAGUGAAUCGGGUGGCUGAUGAUGGUGGUGACGAAGCUGACAAUGAUGAAUGGCCUGGUACUCCCAUCACCAGUAACCGACGCAUUCGGCGUACUAAAUCACCAAGAGAUAAAAGUCCUUUGCAAAGUAAUGCAGUCGUGCAGGAUUCUCCCGAUGCAACCACUCCGGUUAAUUCGAGACCUUCUCGAGCUUAUGCCCUAAAUAAUAAAAACAAAACAGAGAAGGAGCCAAAAUCAAUGAGUUCUACACGUCUCGAUGGAGUUGAUCAUAAUUCGAAUACAGAUUUCGGAAUAUCGCCUAAUAUUUCGAAUGGCCAUCACCACUCUGCUAGUUCUUUAGUGGUACGAAGUAAUACUCUAAGUGUUCCACCAUGCAUUUCGCCCAGAGCUCCAAGUCCAGCUCGUUUAGACAAUUCCCCACUCUCUUCACCGCGUAGCUAUAAUUUGUCUCAGGUACACUCACCAACACCCAGCACCUUAGGAUUCCAAUCACCGAAUCUUGAUGCCACAUCAAAUUCUGAUCGUCAAUUACUUAGUGCCGGUGCAGCUCGAAAAGCUGUAUCGUCUCCGGUUGGUAGUGAGUCCUCCAGUACUUGCAGCAGCUAUGGUACCAUGCAAACCUAUCGAAGCGCCAUAUCGGCCCAAAGUGGUCGCAGCGUUUCCCGAUGCUCUAGUUCAAGUGAAUUUAGCCAUCGAGACGGCAAACAAAUUCCCCUCAAAGUAACAAAUAUCGAACUUUCUUGGGGCAGCAUCAAAUUGCGCAGCGAUUCUCGUAAAUCCAUGCAAAUAAAGAAUAUUAUUAGCAAACGUUUGGUGAUACGCAUUGAGGUAAGUGGUCCAGGUUAUCAAAUUGUCAAUUCUCAGCGUAGCAACACCAUUACGUUGCACUCGCAAGAGUGCCGAACCAUAAGCAUUAGUUUUUGUCCCACCGUGCGAGGUGUGGCCAUUGGUAAACUAUCAUUUUACGCUCCCAGCGGUGCACAGACAAUUGGAAACUCAUUUCUAGAUGUUCCGCUCUAUGGUUAUGGUGGAAAUGCCAGCGUAAUUGCACAAAACAUAUCGAUGGGACCAGUAGGCUCUCCCUUCGUUACCAUGGGGGAUGUGUGCGAGUUGGCCCAGCCCUUGGAACGUACUGUUAGCUUUUACAAUAAGGGUCCACUGUUGGGUUUUGCUGCUGUCUCUAUAGACUCAAUUGGUCUAAUGAUGCCUCGCCUAAGCGAUGCCUUUGAAAUACAUCCUCGCAUGAUUCUAAUACCACCCAAAAAUAUGGUGGACGUGCGUAUUGUGUUCCGUCCUAAGCGGGAGGAAAUUAAGAAAAUAAUCAAAAAAAUGGGCAACGUUUUAACUUUGGCUAACAUGCGUGUCAUUUGUGGCGACGAAGCCAAUCGCCAGCGAAUACGACGUUUGUUGUCUAAAAUGAACGAAGAAGAACGUGCGAAGCUCUCUUCGAGUGCUUUAGAUAUGCUGUGGACGAAAUUUCCCCAAGAAUUGGAAAUAUCCGAUUUAAAUGACAUCAAUGAAAAUCCAAACAUUGCCAUGGACUUGGCAUCGUUCUUCCGCAUUCAUGAAAUUUUACUUACCAUCAACCAUGAUAAUAUGGAUGACACAAUUGAAGCGUCUUCACUAUUUCUGGCAGACGUGGAUGAGACCGUACUGUUUCGAACCAUAUGUGCUGCCGAUUCGCCUACACCUACAUCGACUCUGGGCACCGUAGAUGAAAUGUAUGAUGAAGAGGCUGAUGUAAAGUCAGACCAAAAUCCGACAACAAAGUCCACCAAUCAGGGUACCUGGUCCGUAAACCCUCGUACUCUUGAGAUACAUCUGAACAAUCAAAGUCCUACUACUCUCCGAGUGCAUAAUGGAUUUAAAUCGCGUCAGUUUUUCGAGGUGGCCUGUAACUUAAAGGAGGUAUUACGUUUUACACCUAACGAUGGCUAUGUGGCACCAGAUGGAGGACAAACUGAAAUUGAAAUCAGCCUACAUACGAAUUUACAGUAUCCUUUAGGAAACGUUUAUGUCAUGGUUUACAUGGAGAAUGAAAGGAUCAUGGUGCCUGUUAAGAUUAUUAAGUAACUUUGAGAAUUUUAUUUUUGUUCAUUUUAUUGUAUUGUAUGUAGUAAUUAGUUCCAAGUUCAUUUUAUAUGUUUAAAGCCAUUUGUUUUAGAUAAAAAAAAUAAAAUAUACAUGUAUCAAAUUUUAAAAUUUCAA